Messenger RNA from Lingula anatina, 1569 nucleotides. RefSeq lists its product as uncharacterized. NCBI's taxonomy places the organism in Eukaryota, Metazoa, Brachiopoda, Lingulata, Lingulida, Lingulidae. The record is from RefSeq and is a predicted model, not a curated record.
CCUAUUAAACCCUAGGCUGAUAUUUUUGGAUGUCGCAAAAAACUAUACAAAUUUUUACUAAUCUUCAAGUACCUGUUUACUCGGGACUUUCCACUUUUUAUUUUAAACACUGACUAAUAGAUAAAUCGAGUUUAUCUAUGAUCAAACCUAUCUUGCUCAUAUAUUCAACAACGACACCGUUGGAAAAGUAACAAGAUUUAGAGGCCAUAUACUCUGUCGUUUUUUCCCACUAGUACGACCCGAACUGUAUUCGAACGCGACGAUACUUCCGUAUUCUCUGCAUGACAAUAUAUUGACAGAGGCUGAAAAGGUCGUUGUUAGGACACUGUAAACAAGAAGAUCGAACUCCCAAAUUGGAAGUACGUUUUAUUUUUAAGAUUUUGAGAGAUGACAGCAAGUUCCAGACAGCCAUACGUGUAUGACAUUUGCCUGUUGGGCCACGAUGGUAGAAGUACAAGUAAAGACUUUGCGUAUGCGCUUGCUGACUAUUUGGAAACAGAACGUAACCUUAAAGUAUUCUUUGACCUCAGAGACGUUUUGCCUGGGCAAGAUGUUUUCUCUGUUACUGAUGCUUUCAAAAAGUCAAAAUUUACUGUUGCAGUCAUGUGCCGAGCUUUCAUUCAAAACCGCUUGAACAAUUAUACUGCUACAAGUGCCUUUGUAAAUCUGUUGAAAACUGGCAGGUUUAUACCUCUUUAUGUCCUUGAUGUUAGAAAACAAGAUAUUAACAAUAUACAGGAGCUUCAAAAAUAUAACGCUAUAAAAGGUCUUCCCUUUGGAGAUGCCGUCCUUCCUAACGAGAACCCAGAAGCACUGGAUAAGCUGCGGAGAGCGCUGACUGCGGGUAUUUCACAUCCGGAACAAGAUGAUAGGAAUAACGAAGGACAAGGCGAUGUAAGCAAUGAAGAAACUAUAAGUCAACCACAGGAAGAGACAGCUCCGCCAUGUGAAGAUAUCACGGGACAGGGCCGAGACGCUGUGGAGGAUGGAAGCGGCGAGAAUUCUGUGCAAGGUUGGAUGGGUUCACUGUCAUCUUUUCUUAGAGAUGUUGCCCCAGCCAUCUGGACCUGUAUAUUGUAUACUGAAAACUCGACACCACAGCUGUUCCCUGCCAAAAACAAUGCUAAGAAUGGCCAUUGCAAAGACUGACUAAUGCUAAGUCUGGCUAAUGCAAAGACUGACUAAUGGUACAAUGUUAGACUGGUUAAUACCUAUCUUAUCUAUCUAGCUAGAGACAUAUCUGUGAAUAUCUGUAAAAAAUCUAUCACUUACCCUGGUAGAGGGUAGUUAAUACUCGUGUACAUUCCAGUAAUUUAAGUAUAUACCGAGACCCAUUAAAUCUAUUGUGUUGUGAUAAGUUUUUACAUAAAAAAGGUUUGGCAAAAGUUUGAGAGAACUUUGAUGUCCAUCCAAAUAUUUCAACAGGUUGAAGUAAGAGAUAGCAGUUCAUUGAUGAACUGUUUAUGAAGGCCUUAGAAAAUAUUUUUAAAAAAUACGAAGUUCUGAUAUGUAAAUUAUGUCAUGAUAUUAGACCUUGUUGAAGCCACAGUGGAAUGCAGAUUGUAACAA